AUGAUAAACAGACUCCUCGUAGAAAACGGUCCUCUUUCCAUUACUCAAAUGACAGCUAUGGCCGAAAUUCCAGAUGUCGAUAGUCGAAAAUUGAUGAGGUUUUUCACAACCCACGCGGCAGAAUUUUCACCAACUCAUACCGGAACAUACUGGUUUAAGGACACACCGGAACCAGAAGUCCAAGAUUAUUGCUCUAUUGAUAACGCCAUAAACGCUGCACUUGGCAUCCUCAAAGAGGCACAUCCACAAACAAUAGCAAGAGCCUUAUGCCUUUCAACGGUUAGUGGUUCCAAAAUUACAGAAUCUGAUGUUUCAUAUCAACUCACUCAUAAUCCGGAUUUAUAUCAAGAAAUCCGUCCGAAUAUCUUCAGAGUUUCCAGAUUUAUGAAAUUCAGAUCAUCAUUUAAGUCCGAGUCGUCAGAAUCAGAAUCAACCUCAGUUGAAAGCAGCAAAGCUGUUUUCAAUCCAAACGAUUUCUUCAAUGAUCACAGUCCGAUUCGUUUUGCGCUUACAGUUUAA
This is a messenger RNA of Trichomonas vaginalis G3, 519 nucleotides long. RefSeq lists its product as uncharacterized. The record is from RefSeq and is a predicted model, not a curated record. Lineage: Eukaryota; Parabasalia; Trichomonadida; Trichomonadidae. The transcript has a single exon. The coding region runs from base 1 to 519 and encodes 172 amino acids.